CCUGUGGCUGCUCUUGAGCCACCGCCUUCUUCCACCUACCCGCUCCACCCGCCCAACUCCGAAGAUGGCGCAUGUGCAGAAGGUCAUCCUGGGGCUGUCUGUUGCCGCCCGGGCUGCAGGAACUUUCACCACACUACAAACUCUGACUCCAACAGUAAGAACUUUUUCAAGGUCACAGCCUUUGUCUCAGAAUAUUCCAGAAGGCUUGUGGAAUCUAGGUCGAUUAAAUCAUGUAGCAAUUGCAGUGCCUGACUUGAAGGUAGCCAGCUCUUUUUAUGAGAAUAUGCUAGGGGCCCAGGUAAGCGAGGUGGUCCCUGUUCCUGAACAUGGUGUCUCUGUCGUUUUUGUGGAACUUGGAAAUACCAAGCUAGAAUUACUGCAUCCUUUGGGAGAUGAAAGCCCAAUUGAAAGCUUCCUGAAAAAAAACAAAGCAGGAGGAAUGCAUCAUAUCUGCAUUGAGGUGGAUGAUAUAGAAGCAGCUGUGGCUGAUUUAAAGCAAAAGAAGAUCCGUAUUCUGAGUGAGAAGGCUAAAAUAGGUGCACACGGCAAACCGGUCAUUUUUCUCCAUCCUAAAGACUGUGGUGGAGUCCUUGUAGAACUUGAAGAAGCUUGAUUUAAAGUUGUGAAAAAUUUAUAAUGAGAGAUAAUUCCUAAUGAAAUAUUAUCUUAUAUUUGAUCUCUGUUCAGUGUCCUCAGUUAUGUCUUGUCCCAAGAGUUCAAAAAUCAAACUGACAGAUUAAGUGAAUAAAAUAACAAAAACACAUUAUUUUUACUUUUUCCUGUUCUGUGAGGAAAUAUUUAUUCAAACCUUUAAUAAAUUGUAAAAAUAAUGUUUAUGGAAAUAAAAUUAUAUCUUCUAAAUGGUA
Molecule: messenger RNA, 866 nt
Organism: Gracilinanus agilis (Agile Gracile Mouse Opossum)
Lineage: Eukaryota; Metazoa; Chordata; Mammalia; Didelphimorphia; Didelphidae
Gene: MCEE
Product: methylmalonyl-CoA epimerase
Exons: 3
Coding region: 65-613 (182 amino acids)
Biological process (GO): L-methylmalonyl-CoA metabolic process
Cellular component (GO): mitochondrion
Molecular function (GO): methylmalonyl-CoA epimerase activity
Source: RefSeq, a predicted model, not a curated record